AUGGCGACUCUAGCCAUUGACGACGAUAGUACUCGCACUAAGGAGAGAAUCGGCACUCCCACUGCCGAUAUAGGCGGAAGCAACGUUAAAGGCGAUAAUAGCGACGUCACCGACGAUAAUACGCCUGCUUUCGAUGACCUCUUUAAUAACGAUAAUGCUAAUCCUGGCCGGAAGGAUAUGGACAUUAGCUCGAGCGACGAUGAUUCCGACUAUGAGUUAGACCUCGAGGAGAUUAAGCUAGUUCGCCCGCGCAAAUUCGGCGGCAGAUACCUGCUUCCCAGUAGCGCCCCAGAUUCGACGGGCCGGUUAGAGGAUCCGCUACGAAGAAGGUCUGGACCCGAACGGACGCCCUCUAGUGCCUCCACGUCGAAUUCUAGCUGUGCAGCCCGGAGCACACCGCAGGAGAGCAGCCCGACUUUGACUGCUCCCGGCCCGAUGGCGACUAUCCGGAAAAGCGGCGAACUCGAUGAGGAGAUGGCCGAUGACGACACUCUCGUUGCUAGCAACGGCAAGAUUGCGACCCCCGUGACCGGAAAGGGGAAGGAGACUGCCGGAACCAAGCGCGAUAAGACUAAGGGUGAAUCCAACGUGGUGCGUAAGACCAAGAACCGCGUUCGAGACGCUGCAAAGGCCUAUAUGAACGGUGGAUACGGCGAGAGUCGGGGCAAUAAGAAGUGGUAG
Messenger RNA from Fusarium vanettenii 77-13-4, 681 nucleotides. RefSeq lists its product as uncharacterized. The coding region runs from base 1 to 681 and encodes 226 amino acids. NCBI's taxonomy places the organism in Eukaryota, Fungi, Ascomycota, Sordariomycetes, Hypocreales, Nectriaceae. The transcript has 4 exons. The record is from RefSeq and is a predicted model, not a curated record.